GGCCAUGAUCGGUUCUCGGUGAAGAUAAGUACUUGUGCAACGUCGACAAGAAAAUCGGUUCGAAUGGAGUGCAUCGUCUACGAGAACGAGGAUCGGAAGUUCGCCGGAUUCAUCACGUCGUUUGUCACCCAUACCGUUUUCCCUGUGGACACAUUUCUUAGCUAGAGUAAGAGUAAAUUCUUAAAAAGAGGAGGAUAGAAUCGUGAUGAGUCGAGUUUGUGGCUUAGUUGUGGCACAAAUCAAUCUUGAAUGGCUCCUUCCUUUUUAUAUCAUAACAUAAGGUCGGGGCUUAGGUCCAACGACGCUUAAAGCACUAAGUAAAACAACCGGUUAGUUUCCACCCCAAUACUCUAGGUCUAUCCCUUCAUGCAACACCUUCAUGGGUAUUUCCGUUAAUCCCUCAUUCUCCUUUCGAAGUACUACAGAGUUUUUUUUUUUCAAACGUCAAUCUGAAUCAGUCACACUCACGUAUAGUAGUUUCUUUCUUAAACUUAAAUAGCUGAGUCCACGACUGCGUCUCUGAAAUAGACUGACAAACUCCGACAAUGCCUUCCCUUACACGGCAAGGAGGGUUCUUCUCUCGCUCUUCCUCCGCCAAAGCAGGAAGCCCCACCAGGGCAGGCCUAGCACAGAACCACAAUCAGAUUCCAAAAUCAGAGACCAAACAUCAGAGACUAAAAGUCUGGUUAGCAGACUACGUCGAGGGCUUCCUAAAAGGCCCAACUUGGCGUGAGCCAUUGCAGGAAUUUAUCAAUGACAAGUGCUUCCUCUUUGUGGAUUUGAUCGAUGUGGAGCGGCAGGAGGAUAGGGAAGAGGAAGUGGCAGAGAAUUCCACAGAGGGCAUCGGUGGCCACGAGCACAAGGCGGUUCAUAAGUACUUGUGUCUGCUAUUUUUCUCUUUGAGCGUGUGUGUAGUUUUGCACGUUGAAGACCUAUCGAGUCUGGUUGACUCCUUUUCGCUUUCUUUCCCAAUUUAAGUACUGUUCAAUGCCUUUAUCUAAAUCGUUACAACUAUUUGCUGGAUUUAUUCUGAAUUUAGAGGCUAAUACUUCCUUGAACUUGAAGUUACAACUUAAUAUUGCAAAUACACAAGAACAAUUACAAUCCUACACCAGUGCCUUCCGCCAACUCGUCGAGGACCUUAUCUGCGCCCACUUGCUUGAAGUGGAAGCUUCAGCAGAGGAUUUUGCGAACAUCGCGCAUCUGCUAGACCCGAAGCUACGUGAGCAACUGGGUUCGGUGGAUGACUAUCUGGUAUUUCGUCGCAUGAUGCAAGCAGCAGCUGUGAAUAGCGCUGGGGAACAGAAACGGUUGUUGAAGAAUCGGCAUGAUGAGGUGGAUCAUAUUCAUUUUUCUUCUUCCUCAUCAUCAUCUUCGUCGAGUAGCAGUUACGACAACAACCAAUUUUCAUCCUCGUCGUCGUUGUCGUCCUCUAGUGCAGCUACGGGAUCGUGGAACAGUUGGGACCGCGUUCGCGAGGUGGACCUGCAGACCGGGAGUAAAAAGGAAAUGCCUACAACAUCAGAAGAAGUUCCGGGGGCACCUCCUAAGAGUAAGUCAAAAGCGAAAAGCAUUGGUGAGCUGAUGAAUUCUGUGUCCUCGAGUGCUUCAGCUGCUAAAAAGGAUAAGAGUAAAGGCGGUGCAGGGACAGGCGGAUUUCAGAUAUCAGCGAAACAAAUUCGGAAUGCCUUGUUAGGGAAAUAG
Molecule: messenger RNA, 1704 nt
Organism: Amoebophrya sp. A25
Lineage: Eukaryota; Dinophyceae; Syndiniales; Amoebophryaceae
Source: the annotation of a GenBank genome assembly